Beta vulgaris subsp. vulgaris (sugar beet) is the source of this 998-nucleotide messenger RNA. RefSeq lists its product as hypothetical. The coding region runs from base 41 to 913 and encodes 290 amino acids. The record is from RefSeq and is a predicted model, not a curated record. The transcript is spliced from 2 exons. NCBI's taxonomy places the organism in Eukaryota, Viridiplantae, Streptophyta, Magnoliopsida, Caryophyllales, Amaranthaceae.
CAGAUUAAAGCUCUACUAUGAAAAAAACUCCCAACAAAAUAUGUAUAACCAGCUCCUACCCUCCAGAAAUUCAGCAUUUCUAUCUACUAUACAGGAGGGGGAUAUCCAAAGGAUUUUCUUCAAAUGCACAAAAUGGCAGCUGGAAGAAACGCUCGAUCCAAUCAACUGCCCGUACCACUACUAUUGCAACAACAACUAUCCCGGAGAUUACCCAUCUUGGGUUGACAGCUUGGCAAUUUUAUUCAUCACCAUCACGUUCUUAGCAACUGCAGUUUUCAUGGUGGUAGAGAUUAUAAGAGGGAGGAAGGGAGCAGGUCCCUUGACUCGACUCAAUCAGUUGAGGAGAUACUUUCUACCAUCAGGUCCAAUUUUCCUACCCAUCAUCCUUCUCAUCAUGGGAAAGGGACACAGGAUAAACUCUGCAUUCCCUCUGUCAUAUAAUGGUCCUGCAAUACUCCAUCUGGUUCGGAUAUCUGCUCUGGCAUUCGACACUGAAACUGAAAGCGACGUCAAGUAUGUAUUCCUUGAGGCAUCAACUAUAUCAGGUGAGUGCUCGUCCUGUGUAUGUCGGCAGCAGGUUCUAGCUGUGGGAGGGAUGCUGGUCUAUAGAGGAUGGUCGGUGACCACUGCUCUGGUAGUCGGUACUCUAAUAUUCAGGAUUUUCUCAAGGGUGACAACAGAAAGCAAAAGGAGAACCAAGUUGAUGAAGUCUACCAUGGAAAGUUUGAGUUGGAUCUUAAUGACUGUAGAAUGUUUCUAUCUACUAAUCAUUCCUCCACCUAUAAGAGCUUGGACAAGAGCAGCUAGUUUUAGUGGUGUGUUUGUAUUAAUGUGUCUCCAACUUCUAAAAAGGCUUACUACUUCUAUUGUUUCCUUAUUCAAUGACACGCCGCAAAAUGCAGGGUGGCAGUAGAUAAUUUUGCAACAGGAAAGAGGAAAAAUAUUUGUUCAAACAAACAAAUUAAUUGUAUUUCAUCAAUAGAAUAUUUGUUCACAGG